Messenger RNA from Alternaria viburni, 867 nucleotides. RefSeq lists its product as uncharacterized. The record is from RefSeq and is a predicted model, not a curated record. Lineage: Eukaryota; Fungi; Ascomycota; Dothideomycetes; Pleosporales; Pleosporaceae. The transcript is spliced from 2 exons. Bases 1 to 867 code for a protein of 288 amino acids.
AUGCACGACCGUCUACCGCGCGAGAUCCGAGAUAUGAUCAAUGCCGAAUUCUGGGAUGAAGACUACUUGAAAGGCUUUGAAGGCUUUGAGGUAGCCUGGAACGCUAAGGAAGAACCCACGCAUUACCACCGUCCGGGGGCCAAUCGUAUUCUGCGCAUCUCACAUGUCGUCCUACCAGAUUACGUAGGAGCCGAAGCGGCGAAAGAGAACCUCCAAAUGUGGUAUGAGAACUACGGAGCCAUGAAUUCCGGCCACUGCACCUGGCUCGUACUCGGCAGCCACAACAUAGGUGAACAGCUAACAAGAGCUAUUUGCAAAGAUACUUUCGGGGUUGGCUUGGAUCCUGCCACUGCUCUCCGAAAGAUGGUUAUCGAAAUUCCCGACACCUCUCUCGUGCUAGGCCACGAGCACUCCGACUUUAAAGACGCUACCUCACGUCAGAACGCGCUCAAUCUCCUUCUUCGCAUCAAGAAGAAGAAAGGAUUCAAGCUCGAAAUCAGAAUCUACCACGAUUGCAUUCGUCUCAAGAUGUGGCCUGAAAUCCUUGGUCUCCUGCAACCCAUCGUUAAGGUAUUUGAGCAGGAAGGAGCCCACGUCAGUGUUCAGUCUGACUAUGAUCCUAUGCGCACGGAUUCCAUGGAUGAGGACCCGGGUGUUAAUACUGAUAUGGAACACCUGAUCAGGACAUACGAUCCGGCGACUUGGGAGCAGAGCAUGAAGCCGGGUUUAAUCGAUUAUUUUGAAGGGAUUGGCGAUGAGUAUCUCAGACCAUGGCACCGUUACUAUCGGAGCGAAGAAGACAAUCCAGGCUCUGAUCCUGUUGUCGCUGCCUGGCAACAAUCUGUUGCGCCUUAUGGUAGGCGGUAA